Molecule: messenger RNA, 769 nt
Organism: Leptosomus discolor (cuckoo roller)
Lineage: Eukaryota; Metazoa; Chordata; Aves; Leptosomiformes; Leptosomidae
Source: RefSeq, a predicted model, not a curated record
GCAGGGAGUGUGUAAAUUGUGGGGCUACCUCAACCCCUCUGUGGAGAAGAGACGGCACCGGGCACUAUUUGUGUAACGCCUGUGGACUCUAUCACAAAAUGAACGGGCAGAACCGGCCCCUGAUCAAACCCAAGAGAAGGCUGUCUGCAGCCAGGAGGGCGGGUACGUCCUGCGCGAACUGUCAGACCACCACUACCACCCUGUGGAGGAGAAAUGCCAACGGCGAUCCCGUCUGUAACGCCUGCGGGCUCUACUACAAGCUGCACAAUAUUAACAGACCCCUGACUAUGAAGAAAGAAGGAAUUCAGACCAGAAACCGAAAAAUGUCUAGCAAAUCCAAAAAGUGCAAAAAGGUCCAUGACAACCUUGAAGACUUUCCCAAGAGCAGCUCCUUUAACCCUGCUGCCCUCUCCAGACACAUGUCCUCCAUCAGCCACAUUUCACCUUUCAGUCACUCCAGCCACAUGCUGACUACACCGACACCGAUGCAUCCUCCAUCCAGCCUCUCCUUCGGACCUCACCAUCCUUCCAGUAUGGUCACUGCCAUGGGUUAGCGAGAGACUCCCCUGCUGAAUGCUUACGGUCUCAAAAUGAGAUUUACUUUAUAUACUUGCAUUUUUGCAGGCGUGUGGUUAUGGGUCUGACGUCCCGAAUCAAAUGGGAGGGGGAAAAAAGAAUUAAAAAAAAAAAAAAAAAAUGUUAUUUGAAGGCGUAAGAGAGAAAAAAAUUUUAAAAAAACCCAGAAAAAAACUACAAAAAGCACAAAAAA